GCAAUAUACCAACGAAAGCAAAAACAACAGCAAACAACAAAAAUCUGUACACGUGUCGCAUACACAAUGCCAAAUAUGCGGCAAGGGAGCGACGCAAGCAGCAGAAACAGCGACAGCAACAGCAACAGCAACAACAACAAAUGAAUUGCGUUAUAAUUUCAUUAAGGACCAAAACCUUUUCAGCCAACGACGAGAACAACGUGAAGGGGCUAGCAAAGAAAGAAAGACAGCAAGCAGGCGAGGAGUAGGCCCAAAGUAGAAUCCAGUCGAGUCGGGUUGAGUAAAGUUGAGUAAAAGCCGCAAGGACCCAGGAGGCGACAAUAACAAAAGCAUUGCCUACUUACAAGCGCUGCCAAGCAAAAAUCAAGCGACUGGCAUUUUUAUGAAAUUAAUACAAAGUACGACGACGACGACGACGAGGACGACGACAACGCCCGAAGCGGAGGGCGGUGAGGGGGAGUAGAGCAUCAGCAAUGACAGCAACGACGUGGACACAAUGAUGAGCACUCGCUAUCGCAUUCGCACUCGCUCUCGCACUGUGGAUAAUAAUGGCCGCCCAGCAGUGGGCGUGGCAGCACUUUUAUUGCCUGACACUCGAGUAGGCAAAAGGACGACGUGAUUCGGAGCCAAUUCGAGAAACUGACGCUGUUGCUAAAGCUAAAGCUGGUCGAGAUCAGGCUUUAUAUAUGACGGGAGACUACCGCCUCGCUAGAUGUCGCUAAUGAUAUUUGCGUGACGCGGAAGUGGAGCUCUAAAAACGUCACCUUCAUUUACUAAUUUGACAUGCAAACGUGACCAAGUGUCGCACAAGCUUUAAAAAUAAGACAAAAUCAAGAGACAGACAGAGAAACAGAGAGAGAGAGAGAGAGAGUGAGAGACACCCAACACUGAGAUAGAUACAACAGGAAAUAUUACAACACAAUGCCACGUCUAUUAAAAUUGCUGCUGCCACUUGUGCUGCUGCUGCAGUGCAUCCUCGCAUGCCCACCCGAGGUGUGUGUGUGCAAAUGGAAGGGCGGCAAGCAGACAGUCGAAUGCGGCGGACAGCAGCUCUCCAGUCUGCCGGAGGGCAUGGAUCCGGGCACACAGGUGCUCAACUUUAGCGGCAAUGGACUGCAAGUGCUGCAGAGCGAGCGUUUCCUCCGCAUGGAUCUGCUCAAUCUGCAGAAGAUCUAUUUGUCGCGCAAUCAACUCAUACGCAUUCACGAGAAGGCCUUUCGUGGACUGACCAAUCUCGUUGAGCUCGAUCUCAGCGAGAAUGCGCUGCAGCAUGUACCAAGCGAGACGUUCCAGGACUAUAGCUCACUGAUGCGCCUCACCCUCAGCGGGAAUCCCAUACGUGAGCUGAAGACAUCGGCCUUCAGGCAUUUAUCCUUUUUGACCACUUUGGAGCUGUCCAACUGCCAGGUGGAGCGCAUCGAGAAUGAGGCUUUUGUCGGCAUGGACAAUCUGGAGUGGCUGCGUCUCGAUGGCAACCGCAUUGCCUUUAUCCAAGGAGCUCACAUACUGCCAAAGUCCUUGCACGGCAUUAGUUUGCACAGCAAUCGCUGGAAUUGCGACUGUCGUCUGCUGGAUGUCUACAGCUGGCUGGUUAGCCACAAUACGCCCCUGGCCGAGGAGCCCAAGUGCAUGGAGCCGUCCCGGCUGAAGGGUCAGGUGAUUAAGGGACUUCAGCGCCAGCAGCUUGCCUGUCUGCCCGAGGUCAGUCCACAGUCGAGCUAUACGGAGGUCAGCGAGGGUCGAAAUAUGUCCAUCACGUGUUUGGUUCGUGCCAUACCGGAACCGAAGGUCCUCUGGCUGUUCAAUGGCCAGGUGAUGAGCAACGAUAGUCUGAUGGAUAAUCUACAUAUGUACUACUACAUUGACGAGAGCGGCGGCAGUGGAGCCGAGGAGAAGCGCAGUGAAAUAUUCAUCUAUAAUGUGGGCGCCGAGGAUAAUGGAACCUUUUCGUGUGUGGGCCAAAACAUUGCAGGCACCACAUUUAGCAAUUAUACGCUGCGUGUGAUUAUCAAGGAGCCGCCGGUGGUGAAUGAGGUGUCCUUUCCACGCGACUACAUGAACUACAUUGUGGCCAGCAGCGCCGGUGGUGGGAUUAUCUUUGCCGUCCUCCUCUGCACCAUUGUGGUCAAGUGCAAAAGGACCAGCAAUAACAAUGAGCCCGCCAAGCGUAAGAAAUGUGACCAAGUCACGAGCAUUGCGGGUGCCAGUGACUCGACAAAUGGCAGCAGUCAGGACAACGGUAUGAUGAAGUGCGCCUCGAUACUCAACGACGGCAAUGACAGCUUGAAUGGCGGAUCAGGAUUGCUGCUCGGCGAUAAUCUGACGCCCACCAAGGCGGGCAAUGGAGCGGCGGGUGGCAGCGUUGGCGUCGGUAGCGCUGGCGGUCUCCUCCUCGGCGGCCAGAUGAAACAGAAUCUGCUGCUGUACGCUACGCCAACGCCACAGCAGCAACAUCAGCAGCAGCAACAAUUGCAGCUGAAUGUGAAUAUGAUGAAUGCUGCUGCAGCUGCAGCAGCUGCUGCCGGUUCCCCGCCGAUGCUGCUGAGCAAUGGCUUGGCUGCUGCGUACUGCUCGCCACCAGCAUCUCUACGUAAUUACGCUGAAAAGAAUCCGGAUUUGGUUAACGAUGCGGAAAGCGUCAAACACAAACUGAAGACGGCCGUCUCGCUGGACGGCGCUGCGGACUAUGAGACAGCCAGCGAUUGUGGUCAGUAUGAUGGAUGCUAUCAGCUGACUGCGGCCACGCCACACAGCAUGCUCGGCAUGGGCUCGCGGUUUGCGGCUGCAAUGACCACACUGCCGCGUGGCAUGCAUCUCAAGUCGGUGCUGACCUCAGCAGCAGCAGCGGCGGCAGCAGCAGGAGCACCAUCGCCGCAUCAGGUGGAUGUGCAUUUGAAUCCGGUUUGCUUUUUGGGACAGGAUGGCUACGCUUACGACUACAGCAGUGCACAUCUGGUGCAGCAGGUGGCAGCAGCAGCAGCGCCGCAGCAGCACCAGCAGCAACAGAAUUUUUACCGCACGCUGCCACACAAUCGUGCCCACAAGCAGCACCAACAGCAACAAUUGCAGCAGCAGCAGCAGCAGCCACAUCAUCAACAGCAGCAGCAACAGCAGCAGCAGCAGCUACAGAAUGCCAGUCUGCGUUAUAGCCUCGAGGCGGAGUUUGUGCAACGGGCGCCCCCGGUCGGCUAUGAGAAGUAUCAGUUGCCGAAUGUACGCUUCACAGCCGAGGGUUACCCACAGCAACAUCAACAGCAACAGCAGCAGCAACAGAAACAGUUGCAGCUGCAACAACAAUUUCCCUCGCCGCCCGAGGGUUACAAGAGCAGCGAUCUCGCACUGCCAACGUUCCAACAGUGGCCCAGCUGUCUGCCUGGCUAUCAUGCGCAGCCACUGCGCUACGGCAUCAGUCAAUCGCCAACGCAAGCAAUGGCAUCCGCAGCAGCGGCUGCUGUAGCAACACCUGCACCCACGCUGGACGAGAGCAGCAGCCACGCAACCAUACCCGAGCUGGAUGAGAGCGAGACUUCGCCCAGUGGCUCAAAUGCCGCCAUGGCGGAGGGUGAGAAGCAGGCGGGGUCGUCGGAGACGGAGUCAGCGGAUACAGCCAAGCUGAAGCAGCUGAAUGGUCCGCUUGCGGACAGUCCGGAUGAGGGUUAUGUGGGCGAUGGCCAGGAGACGAGCGACAUUUGACAGCGCGGUGGCGCCGACGGCCAGGAUGCUGCCUUAGAUGACUCAGUGGCUCUGUAAACAGGUCCACUGAUGACACACAUACUCGAACAUAAAUAGAUUUAGUUUGUCGCUGUAUCCGUAUCCGUAUCCUUUUGUUGCAGUUGCCAAACAACAAGCAAGCUGAAGUAAACACAACCAAAACAAAACUUAGUUAAACAGUGCAAGAAAUGCCCAAAAUUCUUAGCGCGCCGAAUUUAGAAUGCCCUUGCAGCAAAUACUCUACUAAGGAAGAGAGAGCAUUAAGCAGCAGGAGUUAAUAGGCAUUAUUUUCACUGUAUUAAAUUAUAUGUUUAUUAAGUUGAUGGUAAUUUAAUUUAUAUUGGAAGAAAAUAUGACUUUAAAUAAGAUAUUAUUUCGCACUAACAAAGCAAUUUCUAUACAAAUCAAUACAAUUCUUAUUUAGUAUA
This is a messenger RNA of Drosophila grimshawi, 4139 nucleotides long. RefSeq lists its product as uncharacterized. NCBI's taxonomy places the organism in Eukaryota, Metazoa, Arthropoda, Insecta, Diptera, Drosophilidae. Gene Ontology annotation, molecular function: protein binding. The record is from RefSeq and is a predicted model, not a curated record. The coding region runs from base 922 to 3693 and encodes 923 amino acids. The transcript has a single exon.